AUGUCAGUGGAUUACCAAGGUAAAUUUUUGCAAAAAAUAAUUCCCGAAAUCAAUAAAACUAAAGAAUAUAUACAAAUUGGUCCUGAAGAAUUAUGUAAAGAUACAUAUUUAAUACAUAUUUUUCUGGCAACCCCGACAAACUUGAGCAUUGUAAGUACUGAAACUAAAGUAAAGAUCCACAGUUGUGAAGAAAAUUUUUGUAACUAUUCAUUAUUUUACAAUAUUUGUGGAAUUAACAUUACCACAAAGAAAUUUAAAUUGGAUGCUAAUGGCAAAAGUGAAUUUCAAGAAAAAACAGUUUUAAAAAUUCGAUCAAGUUUGAGAUAUUUAAGAGAAUAUUUUAAUCAAGUACAAGUCCUUAAAAUUUGUUUAUUUUUGGAAAACGUUGAAAUAGGUUGUUGCCAAACAAAAAUCAAUGAUAUUAUAUACACAGAUGAGCUAUCAGAAUUUGUUAUAAAUAGUAAACAUAAUUCAUAUGCUGUAUGUAAAUGCGACAUCAGCUAUUUUUCGAACAAUGAUGGUGAACUCAUUAAAGAUGCUUAUUUGAAAACUGGAAUUAGCAUCAAAUAUAUGCACCCUUCUGACGAAACUGUAGAUUAUAAAAAUAUUACAAGUAAUUUAUCCGCAGAGCAAAACAUAGAAUAUUCAGAAGCAGAAAGUGAUCCAAUGUCCAUAUUACAAUUAGGAAAUGUCAAUAGCGUAAGUGAUAAUAUAGGAAAAAAUGGAUUUGAUCGUCUAAUGCCAGAUAGUACAUAUAGUACAGAUAGUACAAAAAUGAAGACUGAAUUCAGAAGUAUGUGUAUUUCUCAAACACAUGAGAAGCCUCCCCAUCAAAAUUUAGCUUCCAGCAAAUAUUUAUUGGAAACAAUAACAGAGGAAUCUAAUGCGACAGGCAUCAGUACAAAUUUCAUCAUCAAGAAAGGCGGCGGAGACAAAGUGGAGCAAAAUAAGUCAAAUGAACAUAUCUCUAUUAAGAUAGUUGAAGAGCUGGAAGACUGGAAAGAAAAGCAACAGGAAAUGUUUCUUGCAGAGCUUAAAAAAAAGGAGGAAAAGCACUUAGGUCAUUUAUCAUCUGAGUGGUAUAAGAAGCGGACCGAAAUUGAAUCUCAAUUGAAAAAGAAAAUAGAACACAGUCGAUCUUUAGCAGUUGCAUUAGAAAAGGCGAACAAUGAUGCAAAGACAGCUGGUAUCAAAAAUAUUGAUACUGAAAAACAGCUUAUAAAAGCUAAAGAGGAUUUGGAAAGGCAGUACAACUUACAAUAUAUGGAUUUGAAAGAAGCAGCACGAAGACUAGAAGAUGAUUUAAACCACAAAUUAUCACAGGCAAGCUCUGUUAAAAAUGAAUUAACAGAAAAAAUACAAAAUCUACAAAAGGAGAACAAGAGAUUGCAAGAACAAAUUGCAAAGCAGCAAGAAGAUUAUGAAACAAUAAAGAAAACAUCUCUGAAUAAAGAACAGACGGCGACACUUGUGCAUCAAUUGAAAACAACAUAUGAAAAGUUACUAGAAGCACAAAAAUCUAAAGCGUUUUUCAAAGAUCAAUGGGCUCGAGCAUUAAGAGAAGUACAUAGAAUCAAGUCAGACCAGCAACAGAAUAUAAAUGUGCAAAUAAAGAAAAAUAAAGCUAUUGAUCUCAAAACACUUUUAAGCGAACAAGAGAGUGCACGUUUUGAUAACAAAGAGCUUCAAGAUAUAUCUCGAAGAUUGCAAUCAUUUAGCACAGACUCCAGCAAUCAAAGUUCAACUUGUGAUUUUAAGGAAUGCCAAUAUUUAGGAACAGGCAAUUUGUCAACAGUUCUCAAUGGGAUGGAUUAUUUUCGAACUGGUUUUUCUAGCAGAUCGAGUACAAACACGGAAGAUUCCGAUAGCGACAAUAUGGAAGCUAGACAAAUACUCAAGAAUUAUGAGGUAAAUCAUAUCGAAUCCGAAGAUGAAUGA
Molecule: messenger RNA, 1938 nt
Organism: Ctenocephalides felis (cat flea)
Lineage: Eukaryota; Metazoa; Arthropoda; Insecta; Siphonaptera; Pulicidae
Exons: 12
Coding region: 1-1938 (645 amino acids)
Biological process (GO): positive regulation of centriole elongation; centrosome cycle; interkinetic nuclear migration
Cellular component (GO): centrosome; centriole
Source: RefSeq, a predicted model, not a curated record